Durusdinium trenchii is the source of this 372-nucleotide messenger RNA. The record is from the annotation of a GenBank genome assembly. NCBI's taxonomy places the organism in Eukaryota, Dinophyceae, Suessiales, Symbiodiniaceae.
AUGGGGAUUCGCUACUUCGAUGUGGCCUUGCUGGUGACCUCGAGCCGUUUCACCGAGGCUGAGUUAAUGCUCUCACGGGAGCUGGAGAAGUUCCAGGUGCCGUACUUCAUGGUGAGAAACAAGGUGGAUGUGGACAUUGACUCGGAGAUUGUGAAGGAGGAGGAGGCUCACGAUGACGAGGAGCUUAGUAAGCAGCAGAAACUCGAGGUGGCCACGCAGACCAUCGAAUGCAUCAAGGACUACUUCCAGAUCGAGUACGGCCUAGAUCAAGUCUAUUGUGUUUCAGCCCGGAGGAAGCUUCGGAAGGCGCAUGACUUUCCCAGUCUCGAACGAGAUAUCUUAGACGCGGUCCGCGUGCAGCGUGGCUACUGA